Molecule: messenger RNA, 423 nt
Organism: Lactuca saligna
Lineage: Eukaryota; Viridiplantae; Streptophyta; Magnoliopsida; Asterales; Asteraceae
Source: the annotation of a GenBank genome assembly
AUGGCGGAGCAGCGAGUGGCGGUGAUGGGUGGCGUUUUAUGGCAGCUCCGCUGCCUCUCCAUUGUGUUUUAUCGGCGUGAACUCAUAGAGAAUGGGGCAAGGAAGAUGGCAGGUGAUGAUGAAGGUUUCUCAGUGGUGUUGGAGGAGCCAUUAAUGGCUGCAAAGAAGAUCAACAAUGAAGACCAACUCGUUCGAUUUCUCCCUAAAAAUGAUGCUUCUCCUAAAUCCAAGAUUAUGAAUAUUCUUCCAAUCAAUAUAACGCUCAUACUGGUGGUUUCAAUUCAAGGAGGUUAUGAAGAUUUUGUUGUAGAUCAUUUGGUGAUGGAACUUUGUGCUGAAGUUGAGUUCAUUGAUAGGAUUACCACAAAAGGGCACCGUUCAGAAAGAAAAGAAACUGAAGUUGAGUGCGUGGGUGUGUUGUGA